Molecule: messenger RNA, 2149 nt
Organism: Daldinia caldariorum
Lineage: Eukaryota; Fungi; Ascomycota; Sordariomycetes; Xylariales; Hypoxylaceae
Product: DFP-domain-containing protein
Exons: 3
Coding region: 514-1803 (429 amino acids)
Biological process (GO): coenzyme A biosynthetic process
Cellular component (GO): cytoplasm; nucleus
Molecular function (GO): phosphopantothenate--cysteine ligase activity
Source: RefSeq, a predicted model, not a curated record
AGCUACGAGGCCAUUCCUAUAGAGUAAGUCCAUCUCCAUUGUACCGCUAUUGGUAGCAUUAUAAGUUUUGAUAUUUGAAAUUCAAUUUUGUAAGACAAGAUUAUAUAUGCUUUCUAGCAUAGCAUAGCAUAGCAUAACAUAACAUAACAAUGAAUGCAAUGCAAUGCAAUAGGUACAACACAACACAAUAUCAAGCCGGACAGGCGGGCCUCCGCAUGGCUAGCCCGGAACCGGGGGCCGAGGUUUCGGUCUUGUCUCGCCUAAAUUACCCCGGAGUGCCGGUGAUUACUAUCAGUCACCCAUGCCUAUCACGAUUGUGUUCUCUGUUCAACCGUACCUGGCUUAAAUCUCCAGAAUACUUACCCACUCAGCAAAGAACAAGGCUCAUCAUCAUCAUCAUCACCACCACCACCACCAUCGGCAUCACAUCCUUUAAGCCUCGCAUUUAACUUAUCAGAGGCUCGCUUUUCUACCAGGUCGUUAUCUAUAUCUUCUACUUCUAGCCAAGACACUAUGUCGAGCAAUACCACUAACACAUCCGCCUCCUCGCACGAGGUGGUUGAGAAUGCCUACUUCAGCUCCAACCCGCCUCCUAAGGCCUUACCGCAACACGUCGCCGCUGCUAAGGCAUUUAUAAACCAGCACGCGGCGGCGAACAGGCGUGUCGUCCUCGUCACCUCCGGCGGGACCACGGUGCCCCUCGAGAAGCAGACGGUGCGCUUCAUCGACAACUUCAGCGCGGGCACGCGGGGCGCCACGUCGGCCGAGUACUUCCUGGAGUCCGGGUACGCGGUGAUCUUCCUGCACCGGCAGUUCAGCCUGCUGCCGUACAGCCGGCACUACAGCCACUCGACGGACUGCUUCCUGGACUUCCUGCACGAGAGCCCGAAAGCGGACGGGUCCGGGAGCAGCAGCGUCGUCGCGAACCCGGCCCACCAGGACAAAAUGCUGCGCGUGCUGCGCAAGUACAACGCCGCCAAGCGCCAGAACCUCCUGCUCAUGCUCCCCUUCCUCACCAUCACCGACUACCUCCACGAGCUCCGUGCCGUCGCCCAGCUCAUGCGCCCCCUCGGCCCCAACGGCCUGCUGUACCUCGCCGCCGCCGUCAGCGACUUCUUCGUCCCCGCCGACCGCAUGUCCGAGCACAAGAUCCAGAGCACGGACGCGACGGACCUGUUUGAGAAGCAGCAGGGGCCGACGGCGAUCACGACGGAACCGAGGGAUCCGUCGAGUCAGCAGCAGCAACAGCAGCAGCAGCAAGAAGAAGAAGCGUUCGACAACUUCGACUCGUCCCCCUCGGUCCAGCGCAGCAAGCGGCUGGUCAUCGACCUGGACCCGGUGCCGAAGUUCCUCAAGAACCUGGUGGACGGGUGGGCGCCUGAGGGCAUGAUCGUGUCGUUCAAGCUGGAGACGGACCCGGGGAUCCUGGUGCGCAAGGCGCGGUACUCGCUCGAGCGCUACCAGCACCACCUCGUCAUCGGCAACCUCCUGUCCACCCGCAAGUGGGAGGUCGUUUUCGUAGCCCCCGGCCGCGACGACGCCUGGAUCCGCGUCCCCUUCAAUCGCCGGAAGAAGACCCUGGGCAGUGGCAGUGGUGGUGCUGGUGGUGUUGAGGAAAGUAAGACUGGCGAGAGCGGUAGUAGUAGUAAUAACAACAACAACAAUAACAACAAGCCGUUGGAUCCGGCGACCCUGCCCGAGGGCGAACCCGAGAUAGAGAUCGAGAGCCUGAUUAUACCCGCUGUCGAGGAGCUGCACUCGAAGCACAUCGCGCUCGCUGCCGAAAGGAAUGGAUCCAAAUAAAGAAUCGGUUGGGCAGUUCCGAGUGAGUUGAGUUGGGUUGCUUUUGUUAGAUCACGGGCGGCAUCGCAAUAUAGUAAUUGCAUUUAUCUCGCUUUGAAUAUGGGUAUAUUCACUAUACCUAUUAUCAAGAAGCUAAAAUUAUUCUAAAUGCUGCUAGUUAUUGCGUUUCUCGUUUAUGAGCUGUGUCGUUUAGAUAUGGAGUUCCAUAUAGCUACCUUCCAUGUAGGAGUUACCUUGCGUAUUAGUUACUUUAGGUACUUCUUGAUCAUCAAUGGCCUCAACGACUUUUAUUAGAACGGUGAAAUCUAACAGUUAUGAGUAGUCACAUUAGCAACUACAGGUCACA